GGAACUCUCCACUCGUAUACCAUUGUUCUAACUCGUGAAUCGCUUGAGGCCAAAACACCUGAGGAAAAGUUGUCGAAAUAUGAAGAAAGCACACGGAGCGGGAAACAAAUCAGAAAAACGUUAAAAAGAAAUUCCGAUGUUCAUGGUAGAUUGGAAGAUGAAAUCCCCGUCAAUCUUGUCAGCCAAAUUAGUAGCACAAUAACUACUGAAAAGCUUCGACAAACAGCGAGAACACCUUUAUCUGCGACGGGAAGUAAAUCAAAAUCGGAGAAUGUUCAACGAUCAAACCAAUAUUUCACCAUCUCAUCAAUGACGCCGUCGUCUAUCGUAACUUCUGGAGAUUCUAAAAAUCUGAUCAGUCACGAUACCACUUCCAAUUCCACUUCAACAUCCUCUGUAAAGAAGUUUCCGAGAUAUACAUAUUCUUCGCUCAAAUGUUAUCCCAAAUACAUUACAAUGGUCUAUGUCAAGUUUUUGCUGCUUUAUUGUGAUGUUUAUCAGAAACGUGCACAACUCGCAUUUACUGACGAGUUUCCUUCGGAUUGCCGUUUGGAAGAAGUUGUUAUCAAUUUCCAUCAACUUUGUUUUCGCCAUCUUCGUGAUCAGAACUUCAAUCCUCGACUCUCAUUUUGCAUCGGAGAUCUCAGCUACUGGAAUUCCAAACCACUCUUUGCAAAUGACAUGAACAAGACGUCGGCACAAUUGGCGAAUGAUCAAUCAGUUGCUCAAUUGUCGAUUAUUGUGGAUGUCACUGAUAAGAAUAUGAAGUUGUAA
Messenger RNA from Caenorhabditis elegans, 774 nucleotides. NCBI's taxonomy places the organism in Eukaryota, Metazoa, Nematoda, Chromadorea, Rhabditida, Rhabditidae. The record is from the annotation of a RefSeq genome assembly.